This is a messenger RNA of Hevea brasiliensis (rubber tree), 3511 nucleotides long. RefSeq names its product probable LRR receptor-like serine/threonine-protein kinase At1g06840. Lineage: Eukaryota; Viridiplantae; Streptophyta; Magnoliopsida; Malpighiales; Euphorbiaceae. Bases 382 to 3282 code for a protein of 966 amino acids. Gene Ontology annotation, biological process: protein phosphorylation. The record is from RefSeq and is a predicted model, not a curated record. The transcript has 21 exons. Gene Ontology annotation, molecular function: protein binding; protein kinase activity; ATP binding.
AGAAUUAAAACCCCAUCAGCCUCCAAACCAACAAAAGUCAAAAUCCACGUAGCAAAACAUUGUUUUCUUACAGGCAUUGAGGGAUCACAACCGCCAACUUCCUCUCUUUCUCUCUCUCUCUCUCUCUCUCUCUCUCUCUCUCUUUUUUAUUUUAUUUUUUUUAUAAAUCCUUUUAUUAUAUUCAACAAAUAAUAUUGCAUAGUGGGAGUGAGUGAAAAAGAUGGCUAUCAGCUUCAUCAUCUAUAUCAUCAUCAAGAUCAAAAAUCUCUGCUGCAUUCGUAAUGGUGACCUGGUCAGAAUAAUACCAAAAACAAAGCUCCUAAUUUCUAGUUUUUCUUCCUCAGUUUAUCUUCAAGUCUUCUACCAAUACCAUUGCAGGAGAUGUUUCAUAGUUCUGGUGGGUUUUCCAUUCUUGGGAUGCCUAUAUUAAGAACUUUCACUUUUGGAGCUUUUUUGCUUGUGUGGCUGUGUUGGUCUCCUCUCCUCAUUGAAGCACAAGAUGGCAUUACUCAUUCUUCAGAAGUGAGUGCAUUGCGGGAUAUCAAGAGCAGUUUGAUUGAUAUCAGCAAAAAUUUGAGCAAUUGGAAUCGUGGAGACCCAUGCACAUCAAAUUGGACUGGAGUUUUGUGCUUCAAUGAAACAAAGGAUGAUGGCUAUCUGCAUGUUAGAGAACUGCAACUACUUAAUAUGAAUCUGUCUGGAACUUUAUCACCGUCACUUGGUCUCUUAUCUUAUAUGGAAAUAUUGGAUUUUAUGUGGAACAACAUAAGUGGGAGUAUACCAAAGGAGAUAGGAAACAUAAAAUCUUUGGUACUCUUGCUUCUGAAUGGAAACCAAUUAACAGGUCCCUUGCCUGAAGAGCUUGGCAAUCUUCCAAACUUGAACAGAAUACAGAUUGAUCAGAACCAUAUAUCGGGAUCAAUCCCAGUUUCAUUUGCAAACUUGAACAAUACACAGCACUUUCACAUGAACAACAAUUCAAUUAGCGGGCAAAUCCCACCGGAACUAUCCAGAUUACCAAAUCUUGUUCACUUCCUUCUGGACAGCAACAACUUAUCUGGAUAUCUUCCACCACAGCUCUCUGAAUUGCCAAAAUUACUUAUACUUCAACUUGAUAACAACAACUUUGAUGGAGCAACAAUUCCGGAUUCUUAUGGUGACAUGACUAAACUGUUGAAAUUGAGUCUGAGAAACUGUAAUUUGCAAGGUUCAAUCCCUGACCUGAGCCGGAUACCAAACCUUGGAUAUCUAGACCUCAGUUCAAACCAGCUAAACGGAUCCAUACCUGCUGAAAGGCUUUCUGAGAAUAUUACAACCAUUGAUUUAUCUAACAAUAAUCUUACCGGGAGUAUUCCUGCCAGCUUUUCGGGCCUGCCUCUUCUUCAAAGAUUGUCAAUUGCAAACAAUUCAUUGAACGGCUCCAUUCCAUCUACCCUUUGGCAAAGUCGGACUCUGAAUGCAUCUGAAGAACUUAUCUUGGAUUUUGAGAACAAUAGACUCACAAACAUUUCUGGUGAUGGCACUAUUAGUCUCCCUCAGAAUGUUUCACUCUGGCUGCGAGGCAACCCUUUAUGCUCAAAUUCCAACCUGGUCCAAUUUUGUGGAUAUCAAAACAAAGAUGUAGACGAGCAGGGUUUGACAAACACUACCAAUAGCUGUCCCCCUCAAGCAUGUCCUUACUAUUAUUCCCAAACAUCUCCUGUACGUUGUUUUUGUGCUGCCCCUCUGCUCGUUGGAUAUCGAUUGAAAAGUCCUGGAUUCUACAGUUUUCCAGAGUACAAAUAUAUGUUUGAAGAGUAUUUGACCUCUGGUCUCAACUUGGAACUUUAUCAGUUAUACCUUGAGAACAUCCAAUGGGAAGUAGGACCUAGAUUGAAAAUGGACUUGCAGCUAUUUCCUGUCUAUGAUGCUAGCAACAAAAGUUCUUAUCUCUUUAAUACAAGUGAGGUUCUCCGUAUCAUGAGCAAGUUCACCGGAUGGACAAUUCCUGAUAGCGAAAUAUUUGGACCUUACGAACUUAUCUACUUCACUCUGUUGGACCCUUAUAAGAAUGUGAUUGUUGCCUCACCAUCAUCAUCUGGUAUAAGCAAGGGUGCCUUGGCUGGCAUAGUAUUGGGUGCCAUUGCUGGUGCAGUUACAUUAUCUGCAAUUAUUUCACUUCUAAUCGUGAGAACGCAUAUGAGAGACUAUCGUGCAAUUUCAAAAAGACGUCAUGCAUCUAAAGCCUCUCUAAAAAUUGAUGGAGUGAAGGAUUUUACUUAUGCUGAAAUGGCCUUGGCUACAAAUAAUUUUAGUAGCUCCACUCAAGUUGGUCAAGGAGGAUAUGGAAAAGUUUAUAGAGGCAUUCUUGCUGAUGGCACAGUUGUGGCGAUCAAACGUGCUCAGGAGCAUUCUUUACAGGGUGAGAAGGAGUUCUUAACAGAAAUAGAAUUGUUGUCAAGGCUACAUCAUAGGAAUCUUGUUUCUUUGGUUGGAUACUGUGAUGAAGAAGGUGAACAGAUGUUGGUUUAUGAGUUUAUGUCAAAUGGCACCCUUAGAGACCAUCUUUCUGCCAAGUCUAAAGAACCCUUGAGUUUUGCAUUGAGAGUGAGAAUUGCCUUGGGUUCAGCAAAAGGCAUCCUCUACCUACAUAAGGAUGCUGAUCCUCCAAUUUUCCACCGAGAUAUAAAGGCAAGCAACAUAUUACUCGACUCUAAUUAUAAUGCAAAGGUUGCUGAUUUUGGACUUUCAAGACUUGCCCCAGUACCAGAUAUUGAAGGGGCUGUGCCAGCUCAUGUGUCCACAGUAGUGAAGGGUACUCCAGGUUACCUUGAUCCAGAGUAUUUUCUAACACAUAAAUUGACCGAUAAGAGUGAUGUUUAUAGCCUUGGUGUUGUAUUUCUGGAGCUCUUGACGGGGAUGCAACCGAUCUCACAUGGGAAAAACAUUGUUCGAGAGGUCAAUGUUUCAUACCAAUCUGGUAUGAUAUUCUCGGCCAUUGAUGGACGUAUGGGUUCUUAUCCUUCUGACUGUGUGGAGAAGUUCUUGAAUUUAGCCAUUAAGUGUUGUGAGGAUGAGACAGAUUCAAGACCUUCAAUGGCGGAUGUGGUCCGUGAACUUGAAACUAUAUGGCUGAUGAUGCCAGAGUCUGACACGAAAACAACAGAUAAAGUGACCAGUGAUCCUGAAAAGUUAGUUAGUUCACCAUCUUCAUCAUCUAUGGUGAAGCAUCCUUAUGUGUCGUCCGAUGUUUCUGGCAGCGACCUUGUUAGUGGAGUUAUUCCUAGCAUCACUCCCAGAUGAAUGGCACUGUGGGAGACGAUGAUAAGAACAUCCGAAUCUGAAGUUGUUAUAAUCUUGAAAAUUUGGAAUGGGAGGUCCUAUCAAAUGUUUUGAUUCCAGAUUUCUGUAUAUGAAGUCUUGGUAUACUUUGUUUUGUAAAGGUAAUAGGUAGACUGGUGGAGUAAUAGCCUAAUAGCUAAUGCUGUUUGUGAUACAUGAAUUAUGCUAAAAAUUUUUUGAUUCCUUGUUA